Molecule: messenger RNA, 5845 nt
Organism: Triplophysa rosa
Lineage: Eukaryota; Metazoa; Chordata; Actinopteri; Cypriniformes; Nemacheilidae
Gene: csde1
Product: cold shock domain containing E1, RNA-binding
Exons: 21
Coding region: 1684-4440 (918 amino acids)
Molecular function (GO): nucleic acid binding
Source: RefSeq, a predicted model, not a curated record
CUCCUAGUGUACGGUGAACUAUCGCGAGACUUCGUACAGCCCCUCACUACGUAAUGUGCCGUGCUGCUUAUGGCGGCGCUGGUGACAGUGCUGAAAGCUGUUGGGUAUGAAGUGAAACAGAUUUGAUUUUGUACCAUCUGAAACCUACUUCAAGUUCAGAUCAUCGAUCGGUGAGAAGAAACAUCAACAAAAUUAACCAACAUCCCCGAAACGACCCAACGGUACGACAACUCUGAAGACGACAAAGACGAAGAACUGCACUGCGACAAAGAGAUAACCAGAACAACAAGAAGCAACCAAACCAGCAAACCAAAGAUUUAAGAAACAGAACCAGGCCGCAACAAACGUAGCAACCAGCCAUCAACGUUAUCGGCGAAGGCGAGACCUGAUCUGAGACAAGAAGUUUGUGCCUACUCAACAGCUUUGAUCAAGCACACGUCCCAACGCUGCACCAAGCCCUCUUCAUCCUCCCUGCACCUGUUCCUUCUCUGGGGUGCGGAGAGGGCUGCUGUCUGCUAGUCUUUUUUCAUUUUUGACCUUUUUUCUGUCAAUUGCAGACCGAAUCCCUCCCUCCUUAAUUUCCCCCACACCUUUGUGUUUCCGUUCACGUUUCCAAAAGCAGUGUUUUGGCAACUGCACUUGCCUUUUAAUCAGUUUUUUGUUUUGGCUUUUUUUUGCAACUUUUGUAAUUAAACGUGUGCUAGGAAGUUAAAGCUUACAGGUGUGUGUGUGUGUGUGCGCGUGUGUGUGUGAGCGAGCAGAGUCUAAAGCAUCGUUUAAGUGAUUUGAUUGGUCCAAAUCAUUACAGCCUUCCAAGACAACAGAACAAGGUAAGUCUUUUUUGAUUGUUUUUGCGUAAUGAAAAAUCCUUGUUAAUGAAGUUUUAACUGCUUUCUCAACUUCAUAAGUGACUUAUUCUUUAUUCCAAGCAUCUGUGUCUCAUUCAACUCAAUUUGUUUACUAGUUUAGUGGUAGCAAGUUGGAAAUAAAGUUGCUUUCCAUUUUUAUUGGUUGUGAUUGACAUCUUAAUGCUUCCUACAAAGGCAGCAUACGUACAAAGCUGUGGAUUCAUAUAUCAUAAAAUGAUGUUGGAAUUCUGUGGUAAUAUAACCUUGAUAUCAUCUUCAGUCUUUGACAUGACCUUGCUCAAUAUUAAAGUUAAACUGAUGUUAAUGAUUGAAAUCAAGCUCUAAACUUAUAAGUCUGAAUCUCACACACACAGGGUCAUAUGUAUGUAUGUGAUUGUUUUGUGUAAUAGUAGAGCUGGCAACACAGCAAGUGCAUCUCAAGUGCAGGUGUAUCUUACUUGGUCAGUUAAAUCUAUACAAAACUCCUUAUAUUCAUCUUCAGUGGAGAGGAUUUCUCUUUUUGUCUGUUGAAGAUUUAUCCGUACAUGUUGUCUGUAGGGUCCUCACAAACCCACAGCCCAUGACCUGUGCUGCUUUGUUCAAUGGCUCUUCUUGUUGCCUCUCCCACAGUUUUCACCCCCCCUGCCCUCCUUUCUUCACCUUGGCAGAAUUCCAGAGGUGUUUUGUUUGGUGUGUAACAAAGGAGAGGGGAAAGUGAAGGGACAAGCUGCCACGCAUCAUUGGAGUUUAAAGUCUAGAUGCCAAAAAUCUCCACUUUUUCGUAAUACAAUCAAUCCCAGGUGUAGUAGAAUUGGCCACCGUUUAUGGGAGAAUUAUGGGUAGUCCCUGGAAAGGUUUUGUCGAGUUUACCUUGCCGGCAUCGCCACCUGCAGCGUUCGUAAGUGCUGACCUGAACAGCACCUCGCCCGUCGGGCUCAGCCUGUCACCCUACGGCCGUUCCUGCCCCACCACCCCCUACCCUCGCCUGAAGAUGGAGGUCCCUGAUGCCCCAGUCGCUGACCCCACCCCUUCCACCUCAAGCCAGCCAAUCCCUCGCUCUGCCUCUGUCUCAUGUCAUACCUCCCGUGCAACAGGGGGCAAAAAGCAAAAGCGAACGCCCCUGUACCAGCGAUCUAUGAGUUUUGAUCCCAGUCUGCUGCAUAAUAACGGCCAUGGCGGCUUUGCCAACGGGACCGGCAUGGGUAUCCGUGAGACAGGCGUGGUGGAGAAGCUGCUGGCAUCAUACGGCUUCAUUCAGUGCUCUGAGAGACAGGCCCGACUCUUCUUUCACUGCUCGCAGUACAAUGGCAACCUUCAGGAGCUUAAGAUCGGAGAUGAUGUGGAGUUUGAGGUGUCGUCUGAUAGACGUACCGGCAAACCAAUUGCGGUGAAGCUGGUAAAAAUCAAGGCAGAAAUGUUGCCAGAAGAGCGAAUCUCUGGGCAGGUGGGGCCUGACUUGCACGCCUCUCCUUUAACUGUGCUGCAUGGUUUUAUUCAUCCAGUAGUGUCAGCUAUCCCUUCUCACCUGGAUGGGAAGUCUGCACCUGGCCAGGUGCCCACAGGCAGCGUGUGCUACGAGAGGAAUGGGGAAGUGUUUUAUUUGACUUACACCCCUGAUGAUGUGGAAGGAAACAUUACUUUAGAUACUGGAGAUAAAGUCAGCUUUUACAUGGAGACCAACAAGCAUACCGGUGCUGUUAGUGCCCACAACAUUGUGUUGAAGAAUAAACAGUCAAGAUGCCAGGGAGUGGUUUGUGCUACCAAGGAGGCCUUUGGAUUCAUUGAGCGAGGAGAUGUGGUGAAGGAGAUUUUCUUCCACUACAGUGAGUUUAAAGGAGAUCUGGAGGCCUUGCAGGCUGGAGAUGAUGUGGAAUUCACCAUCAAGGAAAGAAACGGAAAGGAAGUGGCUACUGAUGUGAGACUGUUGCCUCAGGGAACUGUGAUAUUUGAGGACAUCAGUAUUGAAACCUUUGAAGGCACUGUCACCAAGAUUAUUCCCAAGGCUCCCAGCAAGAAUCAGAAUGAUCCUCUGCCUGGGAGAAUCAGUGCCAGAAUUAAUUUCACUGACAAAGAUCUGCUAUUUGGGGAGAAGGACACCAAAUCCAAAGUGACGCUGCUGGAGGGUGACCAUGUCCAGUUCAAUAUUUCCACCGAUCGCCGAGAUAAACUGGAGAGGGCGACAAACAUUGAAAUCCUCCCUGACGCCUUCCAUUUCACCAAGGAGAGCCGCGAGAUGGGUGUGAUAGCUGCCAUGCGCGACGGUUUCGGCUUCAUCAAGUGUGUGGACCGUGAUGCUCGAAUGUUCUUCCAUUUCAGUGAGGUUCUGGAGGAGAGCCAGCUGCACAUUUCUGAUGAAGUGGAGUUCACUGUUGUUCCUGACAUGCUGUCAGCUCAGAGGAAUCAUGCCGUGCGGAUCAAAAAGCUACCCAAGGGCACAGUGUCAUUCCACACCCAGUCUGAGCUGCGUUUUGUGGGGGUUUUGGAGAAAGAAGCUGUGCCUGCCACCACCGGUACCACCAAGAACUCCAGCCCCAGCAAGGGCAAAGAGAAGGAAGCAGAGGAAGGCUUGAUUGUGUAUGAAGAAGAUGGGGUAAAGAACACUAUUCCCUACCAUGUUAAAGACCUGGAGGGAGGCAUUUACCCACAGCUUGGAGACAAGCUGGAGUUCUCCAUCAGUGAGGUGAAACGCACCGGACAACAAAGUGCUGUAUCCAUCAAGGUCCUUAAUCGUGCUGUUGGCACCAAAAGGCUUCUGGGAUACAUAGCCACACUGAAGGAUAACUUCGGCUUCAUAGAGACAGCCAAUCACGAUCAGGAGAUAUUCUUUCACUACAGUGAGGUGUGUGGAGAUUUGGAUGACCUGGACCUGGGCGAUUCAGUGGAAUACAUGCUGUCCAAAGGCAAAGGAAACAAAAUCAGUGCUGAGAAGGUCUCCAAAGUUGCUGCUGUGAAUGGGGUGGGAGAGGAUAUCAGUAAUGCAGUGUUCCUUGGGAAAGUGGUUCGACCCCUGCGCAGUGUGGACCCUUCUCAGACUGAGUAUCAAGGCCUCAUUGAGAUCACAGAGGAUGAUUCCAGUAAGGGUCCGAGUUAUCCAUUUGGCAUUGUUGGUAUGGGCAAUAAAGGCGACUGCCUGCAAAAGGGUGAGAUGGUGAAGUUCCAAGAGUGUACGGUGCCCCAGACAGGACAAAAAAUGGCCUGCAACAUUAUGCCUCAGCGCAGAGCUUUGGUAGAAUGUGUCAAAGAUCAGUUUGGUUUCAUCACAUAUGAAGUUGGAGAAAGCAAGAAGCUGUUUUUCCAUGUAAAGGAGGUGCAGGAUGGUUUGGAACUGCAGGCCGGUGAUGAAGUGGAAUUUUCUGUUAUCUUUAACCAACGCACAGGCAAAUGUAGUGCCUGCAAUGUCCGCAGAGUCAGUGAGGGUCCCAAACCAGUAGCAACACCUCGACCUGACAGACUGGUCAAUCGCUUGAAGAGCAUCACUCUGGAUGAUACCAAUGCCCCCCGUCUGGUUAUUAUCAGACAACCGCGUGGCCCCGACAAUUCAAAGGGCUUCAAUGUAGAGAGAAAAUCACGCCAGCCUGGUGUUACUGACUGAGUACUGUUCACCCCUCUCCUCCUGAGUGCGGAGGAACACCUCGAGAAGAAAAGCAAUCAUAGAGGAACCGAGAAAAGGAUUUGUGUGUGCCUCUCCGACCCAUUAUUUCUCUCAGCCACAUUCAUAAUUCGCACGCAUUAAGAUGUACAUCAAGACCUAAAACUUGGCACGCACGCACACAAGUUCCUUUCUCUGUCCUUUUCCAUGCUCAAGAAAAAUCUUGUUUCCAUUGUAUGUGUGAUGUUCCUGUGCGGUUGUUAUUUGGACAAAAGCCCCACAUGUUGUAUGAAAGUGUGUUUGUGGUAUUCAUCACUCGUUGGGUAAAAGAAAAUCUGAAAGGGUGUGAUUGUUAUGCAGAGGAUGAGAGGGGAAAAGGGUUUGCAGUUGUCACACCUGUUUGGGUUGGGGUGUGGGGACUGUUUGACCCGUUUUCAUUUCUGCUGAUGUUGCUAUGCCUGGAAUUCUGCACCUGCUACCGUGUGAGUGGCUUGUUGUUGUUUUAGAAUAGCUUUUCUUGUCUGUGUUUUGACUUCCGUUCUGUACUCUUCCUGUACCACUUGAAUCAUUUUCCUUAUGUUGAGUUCCUCACCCAGCCGAAGCUGAGAUAUUUCUCUGCUCUUAUGGGUGAGAAAUAAACUAGGUUGCUUUCACUCACUUUUCCACACCCGAUUCCAUUUCUAGAGUAGCUUUUAAUAUGACACGAAUCUGAAAAAGAAAAUAAAUGACUCUGGGCUCAGAACUUGUGUUUGGUUUUUUUGAUUGUGAAAUGUUGACUUAAAUUGGCUUUUUCUCUUAAGGAGCCGUUUUAAAUGUCUGAUUUCGCAAGUUCAGCUUGUAUUUUCGGGCAGGUGCAGAAUUCCUAAUGGCAUCUUGUAGCCUACAGUUCUUUAUAAAUAAGUUUUUCCCUCUUUGUACAUGUACUUUCCCUCUCUUUUCUUUUGAGUUGUGUUUAAUGUCUGCUAAUGAGUAAACGAUAAAAAGGUGCCUAAAAACAAGCAAAACACAAAAUGAAAAAACUCUAUUCCUAAACGACCACCAAAUUGUAAAUCAUGGUGACUUUUCCCCUCAAUAGAGAACACUGGUGUGCAUCCCCAUACCUGUGGGUUGAAACACACCCUUGUCUUAUGUGCUUUUACUUGGGUGAUUUUUUGAAAACCUGAAAACGAGCAAAUCUGUGUAACUUUACAAAUGUGGGGAAACGUAACUAGUAACAUUAAAAUGAGUGGGAAUUCAUUUAAGUGGAUAGAGAUUAUUUGAAGUGCUUCUUAUGACACAUGAAGCUGUUGCUCUCAUGAAUAUUCUCUGGAGCACCCUGGGUUUGUGUGAAUCUCAAGGUUCUCCUGUAUACUUUUGUUAAUGGUCUUGAAUGAAACAAUUGAAAUAAACAUUUUAUGAGAAUCAAUAA